This is a messenger RNA of Phytophthora sojae, 771 nucleotides long. RefSeq lists its product as hypothetical. Gene Ontology annotation, biological process: dTMP biosynthetic process; dUMP biosynthetic process. Bases 1 to 771 code for a protein of 256 amino acids. Lineage: Eukaryota; Oomycota; Peronosporomycetes; Peronosporales; Peronosporaceae. Gene Ontology annotation, cellular component: cytoplasm. Gene Ontology annotation, molecular function: dCMP deaminase activity; zinc ion binding. The transcript is spliced from 8 exons. The record is from RefSeq and is a predicted model, not a curated record.
AUGGCGGACCGGAAGCUCAGCGGGCGGCAGAUAACGGAGCUCUUCUACACGGAAGUGGACCGCGCGCCGUCUGUCGGUGUGGUCGAAGAGGAAGCGGAUCCGGCCACCUUGUUCCGCUGCAAGUGCGGCAAGACGCGCACCCAGAGGCUCAAGCACGGAUACUCCAACCUGGUGCAGCACGUGCUAGUCAAGCACCCGGAGUGGGUGACGGCUGCCACGCGCGAGGCACAUCCGAGUCCCGUUCCUGCCGUGGCCAACAGCUCGGUGGUGCAGAAACGAUCGGACUACUUGUCGUGGGACGACUACUUCAUGAGCGUGGCGUUCCUCAGUGCAAUGCGCUCGAAAGAUCCGUCGACUCAAGUUGGGGCAUGCAUCGUCAACCCCGAGCGAAAGAUCGUAGGAAUUGGGUACAAUGGUUUCCCGAAUGGAUGCGGCGAUGACGAGUUACCCUGGGCUCGCGAAAGUGAGACCAACUCGCCGCUUGACACGAAGUACCCGUAUGUUUGUCAUGCAGAGAUGAACGCGAUUUUGAACAAGAACUCCACCGACGUGAAAGGAUGCACGAUUUACGUGGCGCUUUUCCCUUGCAAUGAAUGCGCCAAGCUGAUCAUUCAAAGCGGCAUCUCACGAGUCGUGUACUGCUCCGACAAGUACAACCAAGAUUGGAAGUUCGUGGCGUCACGCCGACUCUUGGACAUGGCCGGUGUGCAGUACACGCAGCACAGGCUCCAGCUCUCGAAGGUCGUCAUCGACUUCACCUCCGUUCAAUAG